CCAGGUCUCCCGGGCUCCAGUCACUCCGGAGACUGAGACAUGGGGGGGCGGCCGGAUGAGGACAAGGCCCACGGGAAACCAGUCAAAUAUGACCCCUCCUUUCGAGGCCCCAUCAAGAACAGGGGCUGCACAGAUGUCAUCUGCUGCAUCCUCUUUCUCAUCUUUAUUUUGGGUUACAUCGUGGUGGGGAUUGUGGCCUGGGUGUAUGGAGACCCCCGUCAAGUCCUCUACCCCAGGAACUCUACCGGGGCUUACUGCGGAAUGGGGGAAAACAAAGACAAGCCCUACCUACUGUACUUCAACAUCUUCAGCUGCAUCCUGACCACCAACAUCAUCAUAGCUGCUGAGGGCAACCUGCAAUGUCCCACUCCCCAGGUGUGCGUGUCCUCCUGCCCAGCAGACCCAUGGACCGUGGGACCCAGCCAGUACUCACAGACAGUCGGGGAGGUCUUCUACGCGGCAAACAGGAACUUUUGCCUGCCAGGGGUGCCCUGGGAUAUGCCAGUGCUUGAUAGCCUGAAACAGGAGCUCUGCCCCAGUUUCCUCCUCCCCUCCACUCCAGCUCUGGGGCGUUGUUUUCCAUGGUCUAACAGUACCACACCUGAACUCCAAGGCAUCACCGGCAACAUCUCCCAGGGGAUCAGUGGUCUUCUUGAUGCCCUCAAUGCUCGUGACAUCAGUGUUAAGAUCUUUGAAGAUUUUGCCCGAUCCUGGUAUUGGAUUCUUAUUGCCCUAGGCGUGGCCCUGGUCGUGAGCCUGCUGUUUAUCCUGCUUCUGCGCCUUGUGGCUGGACCCCUGGUGCUGGUGCUGAUCCUGGGGGUGCUGGGCGUGCUGGCGUAUGGCAUCUACCACUGCUGGAAAGAGUACCAGGUGCUGCGGGACAAGGGUGCCUCCAUCGCCCAGCUGGGCUUCACCACCAACCUCAGCGCCUACCAAAGCGUGCAGGAGACCUGGCUGGCAGCCAUGAUCGUGCUGGCCGUGCUCGAAGGCAUCCUGCUGCUGAUGCUCAUCUUUCUGCGGCAGCGGAUCCGCAUCGCCAUCGCCCUCCUGAAGGAGGCCAGCAAGGCUGUGGGAAAGAUGAUGUCCACCAUGUUCUACCCGCUGGUCACCUUUGUCCUCCUGCUCAUCUGUGUUGCCUACUGGGCCAUGACUGCUCUGUACCUGGCCACGUCAGGACAACCCCAAUAUGUCUGGUGGAUACCCAAUGCCAGCCUGCCCAGCUGUGAGGAAGUGCCAGUGAAUAAGUCGUGUGACCCUAUGGCCCAGCCGGUGAACUCCUCGUGCCCAGGGCUGAUGUGCGUCUUCCAGGGCUACUUGACCACAGGCCUGGUUCAACGUUCCAUCUUCAACCUGCAAAUCUAUGGAGUCCUGGGGCUCUUCUGGACGCUCAACUGGGUGCUGGCCCUGGGCCAGUGCGUCUUGGCCGGGGCCUUUGCCUCCUACUACUGGGCCUUCCACAAGCCCCGGGACAUCCCCACCUUCCCCCUGAGCUCUGCCUUCAUCCGUACACUCCACUACCACACCGGGUCGUUGGCCUUCGGGGCCCUCAUUCUGACCCUUGUGCAGAUAGCCCGGGUGGUCCUGGAAUACAUCGACCACAAGCUGAGAGGAGCCCAGAACCCUAUGGCCCGCUGCAUCAUGUGUUGCUUCAAGUGCUGCCUCUGGUGCCUGGAGAAGUUUAUCAAGUUCCUGAACCACAAUGCAUACAUCAUGAUCGCCAUCUAUGGGAAGAAUUUCUGCGUCUCAGCCAAGAAUGCCUUCAUGUUGCUCAUGCGGAACAUUGUCAGGGUGGUCGUCCUGGAUAAAGUCACAGACUUGUUGCUGUUAUUCGGGAAGCUGUUGGUGGUUGGAGGCGUCGGGGUCCUGUCCUUCUUUUUUUUCUCUGGCCGCAUCCAGGGUCUGGGUAAGGACUUUGAGAACCCCCACCUCAACUACUACUGGCUGCCCAUCAUGACCUCCAUCCUGGGAGCCUACGUCAUUGCCAGUGGCUUCUUCAGCGUGUUUGGGAUGUGUGUGGACACGCUUUUCCUCUGUUUCUUGGAAGACCUGGAGCGGAAUGACGGCUCCCUGGAACGGCCCUACUACAUGUCCAAGGCCCUUCUGCAGAUUUUGGGCAAGAAGAACGAGGUGCCACCAGGGGUCAAGAAGAAGAAGUGAGACCCCAGGCCCUGACUCAGGGUUGCAUCCCUUCUGUACAGCUGCCUAGCCCCACUCGAACUUCCAGAUCGUGACUCUGUAGUAAAAAGAUUUUAUUAAAGAUUGAUAUUUUGUUGUCUCAA
Choloepus didactylus (southern two-toed sloth) is the source of this 2279-nucleotide messenger RNA. RefSeq names its product solute carrier family 44 member 4 (gene SLC44A4). Bases 40 to 2157 code for a protein of 705 amino acids. NCBI's taxonomy places the organism in Eukaryota, Metazoa, Chordata, Mammalia, Pilosa, Megalonychidae. Gene Ontology annotation, biological process: thiamine pyrophosphate transmembrane transport; choline transport. The transcript has 21 exons. The record is from RefSeq and is a predicted model, not a curated record. Gene Ontology annotation, cellular component: plasma membrane. Gene Ontology annotation, molecular function: thiamine pyrophosphate transmembrane transporter activity.